UGGUUGGACGAUCACACAGUAAGUAGCGAGCCAUGCCCAAAUACAGCGAGAUCGCUCAGGUGGAGAACCCGCCAGAGCAGAAGGAUCUACCAAGUUGGCUCGCUCAUCCGCUGAAAGUGCCGGCCUCCCAGCCAAACAUGCUACUCUUCCCGGGAGAGAUGACCCACUACGCCGGGAUGCUGGCGGUCUGUCAGAGACUCCCACUUGUUCAGGAGAUGAUCGAGCUCGCCACGGAGGCCUUCGACUUCGACGUGCAGCGAGUCUUCGAGGAGUGCACUGCGGAGGAUGAAGCCAGCAGGACUGACAGGAGCCAGAUGCUGGCCUACGUCGCCGACUGCGCGGCCUACGAACUCUUCAGAGAGCAGCAGCCCGAGGUGGCGAGCAACUUGCGGGCUGUGGCUGGGUUCUCGGUGGGGGAGUUCGCCGCUUUGGUGGCCGCCGGCGUUAUGUCCUACGACCAGGGCCUUCUCAUCGUCAAGGCGCGGGGGGAAGCCAUGCAGCGGUGGGUGGAGCAGCUGCCUAUGGCGGCCUUGGCGGUGUUUGGGCUGGAGGAGACUAUGUUGGCGGAGCUCUGCGCACAAACAGGCACAUCACACCAGCAGGUCUUCCUGUCCCACGGCUGGGGCCGGCGCUGCUUCGUGUGCUCGGGGGAGCGAGAGGCUGUGGAGGCCCUGCAGCAGCUGACUGCGCAGGAGGCUGUCUACACUCAGCUUAUUGAGAACCGUGUAGAUGCAGGACAUACACCACUUGCUGCGGAGAUUGCGGCCGAGGUGGAGGAGGCCAUCAGCAGCAUUCCCAUGAAUCCGCCGCGCUGCGAGGUCUACUUUGGCUGCGGCUAUCGAGUGCCAGCUGGGGAGGACCCCUCGGUUUUCCUCCCAUACCUCUCGCAGCAGCUGACCAUGCCGCUGCGCUGGGACGUGGUGGUGGCCAGCAGUCUGCAGCGCGGCAUCCGGCGGUAUUUCGAGUGCGGGCCCGGACAAAGCCUCAAGGAGCUAAUGAUGUUCAACAGCAUCACUGCGCAGACUCAAACUAUCAGGCCGUACGAGCUCACCACGGCCAUGCAGGUCUGAGCUGGGUGCUUUGCCCAUGAUUGUGCGGUGCCUUCGGCUUGCUUCAGACA
Effrenium voratum is the source of this 1120-nucleotide messenger RNA. Lineage: Eukaryota; Dinophyceae; Suessiales; Symbiodiniaceae. The record is from the annotation of a GenBank genome assembly.